AUGGAUUGGCAAAUUUUCAGAGACAAGGGAUACUUGGAAUUGACUGGCCAAGGCAAAGGAAGUCACAAUGGUCUUGACAUCAGCCACCAUGUUCCCCCAGAGCUUGACACUCAAAUCAAUUGUUACAAUGUUAGCACAAUAAAUACCACAUAUCAUCCCCCAUCAGUGAAUGUCUAUCACCCACCAUCUAUGGAUAUCAGCUAUCCUCCUGCAUCUCUGUUUGAUCCAUCAUCAAUCUUUGCACCUCAUGAGAUCAAACAACUUACCGAAAACCCACAUCACCUGGAACUGGUGAUUUCCACCCACAGCACACAGUCAUGGAUGCCAUGUGACAGAGUAUUUUCUGUUCACAUUGUGAUGGCAGGGGACAGGCCAAACUGGCAGGGGGAAGUUGCCAGAGUUCAAAACUCAACCCAGCUGACCAAGCAUGUCUGUUUACCCAUCCUCCCUACUGGUGAUCCCCCUGCAGCCAAUGCCCUGGCAUUAGUCCCUGUCAAUCUCCAGCCAACUGCAACUAUGCAUAUCCCUGACUAUGUUGUGAAGCACUUCAAGGACAAAGCCAAGAAAGAACUUCAUCGAUACUUCAUGAUGGAGUGA
This is a messenger RNA of Pisolithus orientalis, 597 nucleotides long. RefSeq lists its product as uncharacterized. Lineage: Eukaryota; Fungi; Basidiomycota; Agaricomycetes; Boletales; Pisolithaceae. Bases 1 to 597 code for a protein of 198 amino acids. The transcript is spliced from 3 exons. The record is from RefSeq and is a predicted model, not a curated record.